AUUGGAUUGUUGUUAUGGACAAAUUUUGAGUCACCAUUAUACUACGGGGCAUUUUCCGUUUUUUAGAAAUAACUAUUGUGACUAUAAAAUAAAAUAAAUUACACCAGAAAAAAUUUAUUGAGCGAACUUAACCAUACAAGUAGAAGGCAUAUUUUCAAUUGACUCAACCUAUACAUUAAAGUGCUCCUAAAACAUUUAAAGUAAUUUUACUUUUGGCACAGUUAACGGAAGCCUUAACCGGAUAUACGGUCAAGUUUUGACGUGGAAAAACGAUUAUACAUUUUUGAUCCUUACAUUUUUCUGCUGACAGGUACAAUAUGUCUUCAAAGAGAGAUCAAAAAGACGAUCCUACUAUAAUCAAAGUUAAUAAGUGGGAUGGAUCAGCAGUAAAAAAUGCCUUAGAUGAUGUUGUUAGAAAAAUUUUGAUUAAAAAGUAUAAUUAUAUAGAAGAUUUUACAUUGAUGAAUGGACGAUUAGCACAAUGUGGAGUUGCAGUUAUCGUUGCUUUAAUAGCCUUAAUUUGGGAUUACCUACAUCCUUUUCCUGCAUCCAGACCAGUACUAUUAGUUUGUGUUAUAGUAUAUUUUAUAUUUAUGGGUCUUUUGACUCUAUAUAUAACAUAUAAGGAGAAAGGAAUCUUUGUAGUUGCAAUACAAAGGGAUCCAGCUGGGUUUGAUCCAGAUUUAAUUUUGGAAGCAAGUUCAUAUCUUAAGAAGUAUGAUGAUAAAUAUAAUUUAGUUUUAAAUGUAAAAAAUGAAGUCACUGGUGUUGUAAAUGAAACAUCAGUUACAAAAUCAGUCGCCAAUUUCAUAGAUGUUAACGGGGUUCUAAUACCAGAAUUAGUGGAAGCAGUUGUAUCGAAAAUGCAUGACAGCUUAAGCAGUCAGCGCAAAGAUAAAUAAAUGCAAUAAUAAAUUUACUUUUUUUAUGGAAACUAA
Molecule: messenger RNA, 938 nt
Organism: Ceratosolen solmsi marchali
Lineage: Eukaryota; Metazoa; Arthropoda; Insecta; Hymenoptera; Agaonidae
Gene: Spase25
Product: Signal peptidase complex subunit Spase25
Exons: 4
Coding region: 318-902 (194 amino acids)
Biological process (GO): protein targeting to ER
Cellular component (GO): signal peptidase complex; membrane
Source: RefSeq, a predicted model, not a curated record